CGUUUGCAGUUGACCUGACCUCCACCAAACAUCAAAACAUUUUGCGAUAGCCUUUACUUGGCUGGUUGUUGAGAGAUAACAGCUCUCAACUUCAACAGUUCCACUUUCACUACGCAGAUUCACGAAAGUUAUCGACAUCAUUGCCAACAAAAUGCGUACACUCUCAGCACUGAUGUUGCUCUUAAUGUUUGUGCAUGCAAGCAAUGGUUUAAACCCUUGCUCUUCAGCAAAAAUGUGGGGGGCUUACAACGAAAUGAAAGCCGCCAAUUGCCGAAACUGCGACCGUUAUUUUCAUUGCAUCGGAAACUAUCGAGCCGUUUAUCAAUGUACUGGCCUGUUGAGAAGAUCCACUGCCAGCUUCAUCAGCAACAUGCGUGAAUGGACCGAUGGAUUUAGGGAUUCGGGAAAUAAUUCAGCAGAGGACCAGAAAGCCAACAACCACGGCCGCCAUGGCAGAGAUUGCGGCAUCUACCUGAGGAACGUGGGAUGCGCUUACCGACCAAGUAACAAAAAAUGCCACUGGUAAGGCUUUUUUCAAACAUAACUAUAACGUAGCUAACAUGUAAUGUGUAGUUAUUAUUAUGGGCAUAUCACAGUUCACUGUAAACAUUGAUAUAUUUGACGUUCGUAUAAACCGUUAAGUGUAUUAAACUUGUUAGUUCAGUGAUAAAA
Molecule: messenger RNA, 672 nt
Organism: Daphnia magna
Lineage: Eukaryota; Metazoa; Arthropoda; Branchiopoda; Diplostraca; Daphniidae
Product: serum amyloid A-5 protein
Exons: 2
Coding region: 152-526 (124 amino acids)
Cellular component (GO): extracellular region
Source: RefSeq, a predicted model, not a curated record